Molecule: messenger RNA, 207 nt
Organism: Linum tenue
Lineage: Eukaryota; Viridiplantae; Streptophyta; Magnoliopsida; Malpighiales; Linaceae
Source: the annotation of a GenBank genome assembly
AUGAAUAAAGGGAGAGAAAAAUGGAACUAUAGGGUUGGCUAUAUAGUUCAGCUGAGUUUGUUCAUUUCUUUCUUAGCUCAGAGUUGGAUGGAUGUAUUGUAUAUUCUGGUAUCACGUAAAGUUUUUAUGAAGUCAUUUCUCCAAUCAGGUCCAUUGGUUGAACUGGUACUGUAUGUGUGUUUUGCUCUGGUAACAUUUCACCACUGA